AAACACGUGGUGGGGCAAAGAAGUAUAGAGGGGAAUUGGGAAUCUUCGAGAAAAGCGGAGAGGAUUGUUCGGCUGGUGCACAUAGAUAGUAUAACGUGGUUGAACUGCGAGUGCACGAUCUCUGUUUAUCGUAGAAAUUUGUAAUUUUAGGAAUAAUGGCUGCAGCUAAUGCCAUUAAGAGACUUAUACCUCUAUUUGAUAGAGUUCUUAUACAAAGAGCCGAGGCUGUAACAAAAACAAAAGGUGGUAUCGUUUUACCAGAAAAAGCUCAAGCAAAAGUCUUACAAGGAACUGUUGUGGCAAUUGGACCGGGACAAAGAAAUGAUAAAGGAGAACACAUCCCUUUAAGUAUUAAAGUUGGUGAUGUUGUAUUAUUGCCAGAAUAUGGUGGAACUAAGGUAGAACUUGAAGAUAAUAAAGAAUUUCAUUUAUUCCGUGAGUCGGAUAUACUGGCAAAAUUAGAAGUUUAAGGUUCCAUUACAUUUAUGUUUGCAAUUUUUUUUAAGUACUACAUACUAUUUCAUAAGAAAUACACAAGCAAUGAAACAGUGAAAUGUAAGUUAAUUUCAUACGAACUUUGAUGUUUAUCAUUGUAGCGUACAUAAUGAUAUUCCCUUAUGUAUCUACUGUUACAUAUGCCAUGAUUUUGCACAUAUAAAAGGAAAAAAUAAAGCAUUUGUUGUGUUUAUGUA
Bombus terrestris (buff-tailed bumblebee) is the source of this 692-nucleotide messenger RNA. RefSeq names its product 10 kDa heat shock protein, mitochondrial. Bases 156 to 470 code for a protein of 104 amino acids. The transcript is spliced from 3 exons. Gene Ontology annotation, molecular function: protein folding chaperone; protein-folding chaperone binding; ATP binding. Gene Ontology annotation, cellular component: mitochondrial matrix. NCBI's taxonomy places the organism in Eukaryota, Metazoa, Arthropoda, Insecta, Hymenoptera, Apidae. The record is from RefSeq and is a predicted model, not a curated record.